GACAGUGAGAGGAGGAGCUACAGUGGAAAGAGGAGAGCUUACACGUCACACUCAGGAAAUGAAUGUUAAGUUAGUCAGAGAGGCAGCCACACUGCAGUCGAGACUAGUCUCCGUUUCUGUCUACAGAAAAUACAAACUGAGUUAAUCAGAUCUUUCUCAACAACACAGCAGAGUCUCUGUCAAACACUGAUAUGGCUGCUGCAAGCUACCUGCCAUCUGAGGAUCAGUUCCUCUGCUCCAUCUGUCUGGAUUUGUUCACUGUUCCAGUCACCAUACCAUGUGGACACAACUUCUGUAAAGACUGCAUCACUGAACACUGGGAUACAAGUGACAAGUACCUGUGUCCCAUGUGUGAAAAAGAGUUCAACACAAGACCUGAGCUGCACGUUAACACUUUAAUCUCUGGGAUGGUCGCUCAGUUCAGACAGUCGGCUCAACAGAAAGCCAGCAGCAGCAGCAGCAGCUCAGAGCAACAAGUCUUCAAAGCAGGAGAAGUUCCCUGUGACGUCUGCACUGAAACCAAACUGAAGGCCCUGAAUUCCUGCCUGGUGUGUCUGACCUCCUACUGUGAGACUCACCUGGAGCCUCAUCUGACAUCUUCAAGCCUGAAAAGACAUCAGCUGAUCGACCCUGUGGAGAACCUGGAAGACAGGAUGUGUCCGAAGCACGAUAAACCUCUGGAGCUGUUCUGUAAGACCGACCAGACAUGUGUCUGUAUGCUCUGCCAUGUUUCAGACCACAAGAUGCAUGAUGUGGUUCCUCUGAAAGAAGGAUAUGAAGGGGAGAAGGCCGAUUUGGGGAAGACAGAGGUUGAAACUCAGCAGAUGAUCCAGGAGAGACAACUGAAGAUUGAGGAGAUCAAACACUCAGUGGACCUCAGUGAGAAAGAAGCAGACGGAGAGAUAGCAGAAGGUGGUAAGGUCUUCACUGCUCUGAAGGAGUCUGUUGAGAGAGGCCAGGCCAAUCUCAUCAACACGAUCAAAGCGAAGAAGAAAACAACUGAAAAAAAGGCUGAAGCUUUAAUCAAAGAGCUGGAACAGGAAAUCUCUGAGCUGAAGAAGAGAAGCUCUGAGGUGGAGCAGGUCACACACUCUGAAGACCACCUGCAUUUUCUUCAAAGUGUCAAGUCCCUAAACAUUCAACACCGACAACCCUCCAAGGACUUGAGAAAAUUCCGCUUCACCCCAGCAGUAUAUGAGGGGACCGUGGUAAAGGCUGUGGCUCAGCUGGAGGAGACUUUCAGUAAAGAGAUGAAGAAGCUGCUUGAAGGUGAACUGAAGAGGGUCCAGAAAUAUGCUGUAAAUGUGACUCUUGAUCCUGAUACAGCACAUCCCUGUCUCACCCUGUCUGAUGAUAAAAAAAGAGUUGAAUAUAGUGAUGUCGAAGAGAAUCUCAAUCUCCCAAACAACCCAGAGAGAUUUUCUGAAUGUGAUAGUGUUUUAGGAAAGCAGAGUUUCUCUUCAGGCAGAUUUUACUUUGAGGUUCAAGUUAAAGGAAAGACUGAAUGGUAUUUAGGAGUGGCCAGAGAGUCGAUCAACAGGAAGGAAUAUAUCACACUGAGCCCAAAACAUGGUAACUGGACUAUAUGGUUGUUAAAUGGAUAUGGCUACAAAGCUCUUGCUGGUCCUUCAGUCCGUCUCUCUCUGAAGUCUCAGCCUCAGAAGGUGGGGGUGUUUGUGGAUUAUGAGGAGGGUCUGGUCUCCUUUUAUGAUGUAGAUGCUGCAGCUCUUAUCUACUCCUUUACUGGCUGCUCCUUCACUGAGAAACUCUACCCAUUCUUCUGUCCUGGACUUUUAUACUGCAGUAAAAACACUGCACCUCUGAUCAUCUUGCCUGUCAACUAAUCACUCAUCUUAUUUCAUGUUUUGAUUUAGUCAGAACUGCAUAGUUUCCAUUUUAUUUUCUACAUAAUAAGUUUACUGUGGUGAUUGAUUUACAUUUCAUUCGUUAUGUAUCCCAUUAGAUACAACACAUUAUUGGAAGCAUUCGUUUACUCAAUAAUUAUCUCAUCAACACUUAUUCUAACACACAUAUGGAGAAUAUGUGUUAAAGUUUUUAUAAAGCCACAGAUAAUUACUUUAACUUCAAGAAGGAGCCAUUGCAGGUUUUAUAUUGAUUACUGGUUAAAUAGCUUAUGAAUCAAAAACAUUUGUAAAUAUCUGAUUGUGAGUUAAAAACAUUAAAAUAAACUGCAUGUUGAACACAA
Molecule: messenger RNA, 2206 nt
Organism: Gymnodraco acuticeps
Lineage: Eukaryota; Metazoa; Chordata; Actinopteri; Perciformes; Bathydraconidae
Product: E3 ubiquitin-protein ligase TRIM21-like
Exons: 2
Coding region: 192-1844 (550 amino acids)
Molecular function (GO): protein binding; zinc ion binding
Source: RefSeq, a predicted model, not a curated record